Messenger RNA from Notothenia coriiceps (black rockcod), 3011 nucleotides. RefSeq names its product carboxypeptidase Q. The annotation marks the transcript as partial. Gene Ontology annotation, molecular function: metallodipeptidase activity. The record is from RefSeq and is a predicted model, not a curated record. Gene Ontology annotation, biological process: peptide catabolic process; proteolysis. NCBI's taxonomy places the organism in Eukaryota, Metazoa, Chordata, Actinopteri, Perciformes, Nototheniidae. The transcript is spliced from 8 exons.
GCUCAGACGUAGCUGCAGAGGUAGCAGGCUACGCUGAUGUGGCCAAACAGAUCAUUGACCUGGCUGUUUUUGGAGCUGCCCAGAACCGCUCUUACAGGCGGCUGGCCGACUUCACCGACACCAUCGGGAACCGUGUCAGUGGCUCACAGAACUUGAAGAUGGCCAUUAAAUACAUGUACAAUGCUAUGACGCAGGAUGGGUUGGACGUACAUUUAGAGCCAGUCAAAAUCCCACAUUGGGUGAGAGGGAAGGAGAGUGCAGAAAUGAUUGCACCCAGGGCCAAAAGUUUGGCUAUACUAGGACUUGGUAGCAGUGUUGGGACACCACCUGAGGGUAUCAAGGCAGAGGUGUUGGUAGUUCAGUCUUUUGAUGAACUGAAGCAAAGAGCCAGCGAAGCAAUUGGGAGGAUUGUAGUCUUUAACCAACCAUUUGUCAGCUACGGGGAGACGGUGGCUUACCGUGCUUAUGGCGCCUCUGAGGCAGCCAAAGUGGGGGCUGUGGCCACGCUCAUUCGCUCUAUUACGCCAUUCUCUAUUAACAGUCCCCACACAGGUUUGCAGGACUACCAAGAUGGAGUAAAGCGCAUCCCUUCAGCCUGUAUCACCGUGGAGGAUGCUGAGCUGAUGUGGCGUAUGGCUCAGAGAGGGCAGAGGAUCGUGGUCAGACUCACAAUGGGAGCCAAGACUCUGCCGGAUGCUGACUCCUUCAACACAGUGGCUGAGAUACCAGGCUGGGAACACCCUGAGCAGGUUGUCUUACUGAGCGGCCAUUUGGACAGUUGGGAUGUGGGUCAGGGCGCCAUGGAUGAUGGAGGCGGAGCCAUGAUUUCCUGGGAGGCCCUGUCACUCAUCAAGGAAUUAGGUUUGCGUCCAAGGAGAACCCUGCGGGCGGUGCUGUGGACCGCUGAGGAGCAGGGGGGGGUCGGGGCGCAGCAGUACUUUGAUCUACACAAGGUGAACAUGUCGAACUUUGACCUGGUCAUGGAAUCUGACUUGGGGACAUUCACCCCGGAGGCUCUGCAGUUUAAUGGCGGUGAUGCAGCACGAAAGGUGAUGGCAGAAGUGGUUAAACUGUUGGCUCCCAUUAAUACGACCAAACUGGAGGCACACGGAGAAGGGACAGACAUCUCCCCGUGGUUAAAGGCAGGAGUACCAGGUCAGUUAAAUCAAUAUGUCUAUUCUAUCUGUCUGCCACUAGCAACAAAUGAUCAUGAUAGGAUAUUUUAUAUUAUAACAGAAAAUGCAGAAACACUCAAAUGAGAAAGUAACUCAUCCUUAUUUAUGUGGUUCUGGUUUAAUACCUUCUCUUAAAGUGCUGUUUAUACAGAAUCACAUCCUCAUUUAUGAACUUAGACACAGUACAGUACAGGGAAGUAGGUAAAGCAGAUACUUGAAACGUACUUUUAGUUUAGCAGUAAGGGGGAGAUACCGUAAAAAGCCAUGACGAAAAAAUGUAUAUUGAUUUUGGAUUUAUUGAAUAGAUGAUUGUAGAAACAGAUUGAACCCUCACCAUUCAUGUACUUAAUAUCUGACAGUGUAUUCCUUUUAUUGUGGCUUUAAGAUAUUUGAAUCUGACUAGCUUAUAUAGAAGUGAAAUUGCAACGUAAACGGAAAGAUGUUGUGUAUCUUAUAGACAGGUUACCGUAAACACAUUUGAUUUGAACUUUUUAGUACAUACCAUCUUCAAAUCAGAAACUAGGAGAACUAGUUGAGGGAGAAAUCCAUGUGUGCUAUUGUCAGGUGAGAUGUAGAGGACACUUUUACAGUAGUUGAGAUAGGAAAUUGAUUUACUAAGGGACAUCUUAAUAGUAAUGUUUGCAGAGGAACUGAAAACCAAAAUAUAAGAUAAGACCAAUUGAGCAACUACACAUGAUGUACUCAUUGUGUAAGUACUGUCUACAAUAGCACUAUUUUAGACAGAUGUUCCUGUUUAACCUUUUGCUCAAUUAUAAUAAUUAGCUGCACGGCCACUUUGUUUCAUGACACUUUAAAUAAAAUAAAAAUGUUCUUGACUCUAACAGUUAAAGAUUGGGUUUGUCUUACAGUUUGUGACCCGAAAUCUUCCAGUAACAUGAUAUUGUACAAUUUUACAGAUGCGUUUUUUUUAUUGUUCUUUAUUGACUGGCAUUUUUAUUUUGUCUUGAAUUCAGCUUCAUUGAAAUUCAUUCUGUUGAAGCUGAAAUGAAUUUGACAUGUUUAGAACAUAUUGUAAGCCUUUUAUCAAUUGUAUGUUGAAUUAUCUUGCCUACAAGCAAGGUCUUUUUUACAACAUCAAAAACAGGGCUUAGUAGAUUCCCUCCUGAGUGUGUGCUAACAAUAUGAACAUUAAACUACAAAAGAAUAAUAAACAAACACAACACAUUAUGAAUAAAGAGAACUUUGUUUUAUAACAACACAUAUCGAACAUGUACUGUAUGUUUUUCCUAUAAAAAUGAAAAAGAUAAUCAUCUCUGAACACAGCAAGUUAAAUGACGAAACCUGUGAGAUAGGAUCCGGCCACCGACAAUUCACAGGUUAAAGAUUAAAUCUCAGUUUUCCUGUUGGCCUGCUCGAAAUACUUUUCGGCACACAUAACCAGUAGCUCCAAAAGCUACAUUUAAAUCUGUAUGGACACAUCUUUUCCCUUUUGGUUACUGUUUCAACAUGAAAUACAGUAAAUGAACCAGCUUCAAGCUGCAGGAAAAAGCACAUGUAGAGCUGAAACUGAACCUGGUAGUCAAAAAAGUGUCCUUUUGGGUAAAUAUCAAAGAUUUCACAUUCCCCUGAUACACUUGUACAUUUUAAAUUCAGCAUCCCUUGAUUAGCAAUGAUGGUGAAAAGCUGUACCGAUCCAUAUCAGUUUGCCUCAGUCCUGAUGGAUUUUUUGAUAGUGAAAAUAGGAAUUAGUUUGUUUCUAUCUUUGUGGUUCCGGUAGCUAUUGCACUAUCCAAACUUCUUCUCCUACCCUGUCUAGUUUCGAGAAGUGAAACAGCACUGUUCUCAGAAAAAAACAUUGAGGUAUAACUAUAUAAA